GUCUCCGACCUACCGGGCAAAGAGAGAGGGAGGCAGAGAGAGGUAGGGACAGAGAGCGCGCGAGAGAGAGAGCAUGGCUGAAGGGAGGUGGUUACCGUGGAAGGAACAGAAGAUGGACAUUCGCCCGACGCCGGACUACAAGGAGUUAGCCAAGCCACUGAAGCCUCCUCCUCACGGAUUGGAGUGGAGAAAGCUGGACGAUGGCACUUGGGAACUCAGGACAAAAAGGGUCAGGAAGGCAGAGCCGUCUCGACAAGAGCAAGAUGAAGGCGGUGCUACGAAAGAACAGGGAGAGGAAGAAGGCGUACACGAAGAUCCUGCCCCCGAGUUCCUCGAGCACGUGGUUUUACCCGAUGAUACCCUCGUCGGCAUCUGCCUCAAGUAUAAGGUGAAGGAUCGCGAGCUGCGGAGGCUAAACGGGUUCGUGGGGGAUCACUUCCGGAUGUGCGAUGUCCUCAUCGUUCCGAACAGAUUUUCUCCUGGACAACAGCCGAUCCAAGGAGCCUCCGGCAAAGAGCCCAUCUCUAGAAAUGACACGAUGCAGUUGUUUCGCAAGGAUUCCCAGCUUGGUGCCGAGGAAUCGAGGUUCUACCUCGAGAGCAACGGGUGGGAGCUGUCCAAGGCCUUGGCUCAGUGGCGCGCGGAAAAUCGCUGGGAGGCCGAACAGGGGGCAGGGGUCAACUCCAUCAAGCCCACAUACACCGCCAGGCGGCAUACCAAGCACCAAGAGGAAGGCCAAUUUCCUGCCGUUUCGGGUACGAGGAGGCCGAACUCCCGGGAACGCGGAAACAUCGAGAUGCGAACCCGAGGCGACGAGGCGCGUGUCCCGCUCCUGUCGGAGCCUUACGCCCCCGCACUUGGUGCCACCCUUCUUUAACCGCCGAGACGGGGGCUGGCAACUGCAACGGCGGGAUGAUGCUGUGUUGUUGGGGGUGAGUAGUUCCGGCGAGCAUAAUAGUUUCAGACGCGGCCGCUCGCAGUUUCCUUUCCGAGCUCCAUCUUACGCGGGCCCUGUCUGCCGUUACCGGUUUCGAGAGCACGUGUGUGGAAGGGGCUACAUCAUAUGGCAUGAUUUUGACCUCACCGGCGGGGCCCGGCACGGAAGGUAACGUUCUCCUCUCUUCCCUGGAACGAGAUGGUGGAGCAUGGACACAGCAUGAGAGCCGGAGAUGAGCCUGGGGUAUAUAUCUGAUGGAUUAUUUUCGGGCGCGCUUCUUUCGAGGAGUCGCCGCCCCCAUCGUAGCGGCUACGCGGUAUCAUGGGGCGUUCGGCGGUAUCGAAAUUGGAGGUGGCAGUGGCUGUGGAAACGGUCGCAACUUCACGUUUGAUUGACGGACGCCGUCCUUGUAUGGCUUGAGAUAUGCGUCGGUUCGUGUGGUUUGUCCAAGGACAAUAAUCGUAGCUCGGAUAUCGUUGGAGGAGCUCGACAAGGGUUUAUUGGCAAUUUGUUGUUCUCCAUGAUUAUGUUGAUGUACUAUCUUCCCACAGCAACGCGAUGUUCAUGUGUUGCGUUGAUUUGUACGUUUUGCUCUCGGUCGUGGGACGAUACUUGGUUCAAAGUUUGAUUUUCGGUUUCAUUUUAUCUGAUCUCGUUAUAUAGUCUACCUUGCCUUAUUAGAUGGCGAACUAUGUUUGGAUUGGAGCUCGCAGCAGUUUUUUCUUCAUCAUGGCCUCCGGAGAGCGAACAUAUUUUGCUACCCGGAUUGGUCGGGUGAGAAUUGGCCAAUCACCUCCUUUCGAGACCCCGGCGUUUGCCAUCGGGGUUG
Messenger RNA from Ectocarpus sp. CCAP 1310/34, 1766 nucleotides. The record is from the annotation of a GenBank genome assembly. NCBI's taxonomy places the organism in Eukaryota, Phaeophyceae, Ectocarpales, Ectocarpaceae.